GCCGAUGACAUCACUUUUACACUGCGACGUGACGUCACGACUUGGCCGACGGCCCCGACCAAUCGGCGCUGGCGCCGCAUACGCGCAGAUGGGAAGAGUUUAAAACAGAUUGAGGAAAGAAGUGCGAUGUGGCCCGAACCUUCCCGCAGGAUCUGACAACGGCACCGGACCUGUAAGUCCCGUUUGACUUGUGAAGGCACGAUGACAACCCACUUCAAGAGCGGACCCGCUUUCGGGAUGUCUGCAGAAGUCAAGAGUAAGCUGGCCCAGAAGUAUGACCCUCAAAAGGAGGAGGAGCUAAGAAUGUGGAUCCAUGAGGUCACAAGCCGCAAACUUCCAGACAACUUCAUGGACGGAUUGAAAAAUGGAGUUAUCCUGUGCGAGCUCAUUAACAUCCUUCAGCCCGGCUCCGUGAGAAAGAUCAGUAACUCCCCUCAAAACUGGCAUCAGUUGGAAAAUAUCAGUAAUUUUGUACGAGCCAUUCAAGAGUAUGGACUGAAGCCACAUGAUAUAUUCGAGGCCAAUGACCUGUUUGAGAACGUCAAUCACACUCAGGUGCAAUGCACUCUUAUCACCCUGGCCGGAAUGGCUAAAUCUAAAGGUGUUCACUCUAAAUGUGAUAUUGGAGUAAAAUACGCAGAAAAACAGCAGCGUAGAUUUGCUCCUGAGAAGCUGAGGGAGGGACGCAAUGUCAUUGGACUACAGAUGGGAACCAAUAAGUUUGCCAGUCAGAAAGGCAUGACAUCAUACGGCACAAGGCGUCAUCUUUAUGACCCUAAAACAGGAAUGGAAAAUCCUCUGGACCAAUCGACAAUCAGCCUGCAGAUGGGCACCAACAAAGGAGCCAAUCAGUCUGGCAUGACGGCCCCGGGCACCAAGCGCCAGAUCUUCGAUAAGAAGCUGGAUAUGGAGAUGUGCGAUACCUCUACUGUCUCUCUGCAGAUGGGCACCAACAAGGCGGCGUCCCAGACCGGCAUGACUUCCUACGGUCAGCCCCGCCAAGUGUACGACAGCAAGUAUUGCUCCACCCCUAAUGACUACAUCAACAACGGCCAGGACUCAGAGAUGGAUGGAUAUCAGUAUUCCGACUAAGAGGAAAAGACAGCUCCCAUCACACUGCUUUUUUUUAAAUCACCUGCGCUAUUUCUGAUUUUCCAAAUUCUUUUGACCAAGUAGGACCAGCUUGAUCUCUGUUUAAUGACACCACGGCCUCCGGUCAGUGCUGAGUACUUCAGUGACUGAUGCUUCAUGGAAUGAAAUGGGAGGAAUUUUUUAAGCACUGGCUUUUCCAGCUUUUCACUUAUGUAGUUAAUUUUUUUGGUGUGACAUUCUCCUUCAAGUGCAUGGUCCAGAUUUUAUGAAAGAACGCAGAUAAUGUUAUAGAAUGGAAGUGGAUUUGUUCGCAUCCCAAAGUGUUGUGGUGUAUGUAUUCAUAAAACUCUUUUGAUUGGAUUAAAGGAGAGGAAGUCCACAGGCAUCGUUGUGAACGUUCGAUCAAAUCUACAGGAUGAGUUUAUCACCAGCCAACAGAGAGAUUGAACUAAAGAAAAACAAGACAUUUUUAUCAGAAAAGAUAAUAAAUGCAUUGACAGAUCUUUGUUAUUCAGAUUUAAUUAAAUAUAAUUUAAAUAAAAUGAGAUUAUUGUUAACAUGA
Molecule: messenger RNA, 1654 nt
Organism: Triplophysa dalaica
Lineage: Eukaryota; Metazoa; Chordata; Actinopteri; Cypriniformes; Nemacheilidae
Gene: cnn1b
Product: calponin 1, basic, smooth muscle, b
Exons: 7
Coding region: 202-1092 (296 amino acids)
Biological process (GO): actomyosin structure organization
Molecular function (GO): actin binding
Source: RefSeq, a predicted model, not a curated record